AUGGCUGCUUCCAGCCACGACUCAAUUUGGCGUCAAGCUUUGAUUGGUCUCAUCCUCAUCCUCCUAAUCCUCAUCACAGUCUUGGGUAAUGUGGUAGUAUGCCUGGCCGUAGGAUUGAACCGCAGGCUCCGGAGCCUCACCAACUGCUUCAUCGUAUCCUUGGCCAUCACUGACCUGCUCUUGGGUCUCCUUGUGCUGCCAUUCUCUGCCGCCUGUGAGCUGGGCCAGGCAUGCAACUUUGCAAAGCCCCUUUGUAAGAUUUAUACCAGCCUAGAUGUGAUGCUCUGCACUGCAUCCAUUCUCAACCUCUUCAUGAUCAGCCUGGACCGGUAUUAUGCUAUCACAGCCCCGCUGCGCUACAGCAUGGUGGUGACACCCAAACGUGUGGUCAUUGCACUCACCUUAAUCUGGGUGAUCUCCAUCACCUUCUCCUUCCUGCCCAUCCACUUAGAGUGGAACAUUCAAAACCUCACUAACUCAAACCUGACCCCCUAUAAGUGCAAACUGCAGGUCAAUAAGGCCUAUGGCUUGGUGGACGGGCUGAUUACAUUCUAUGUCCCACUGCUGGUGAUGUGUGCCACCUACUAUCGCAUAUUCAAAAUUGCCCGCGAACAGGCCAAGAGAAUUAACCAUAGCUACUACAACAAGGCUGUCACCAUCCGUGAGCACAAAGCCACCGUUACCCUGGCAGUUGUGAUGGGGGCCUUCAUCAUCUGCUGGUUCCCCUACUUCACAGUGUUUGUUUACCGAGGAAUAUGGGGUGACAUCAAUGAGACCCUUGAAGCUAUCGUCCUGUGGCUUGGAUAUGUCAAUUCAGCUCUGAAUCCCAUCUUGUAUGCUGCUCUGAACAGAGACUUCCGCACAGCAUACCAGUGCCUCUUCUGCUGUAGGCGUGGUGCUAUCACUUCCAGAGGGUCCUCCCUGUCUCCUACCACCUCCCGACGGUCCAGGAGCCAAUCCCACCAAGUAACACUAGGACUUCAGGAAGAGACAUCUCUAAGACAACCAGUACAGAACGGAAGCGAAGCCCCAUUCCCCCAGGAACCAGAUAAUUAUGGAACUUCAAGAUUGUCUGGCCAGAGGAAGCCUUUUCUGGCCUAUACCUCCAACUCUAAAAACAUCCUCACCUGCUGGAAAAAUGUAUGGGGCUUGAAGUUCCUCUCCCAGAGGCAAGCGGAGGAACCUGCAGGAGGACUAUCUGACCUACUGAGAACACCACCACCCCAGAUUGCUCAGGACAUUGAUUCUCAGACCACAGCGGACAUCGGUCACCAAGCCGUCUUGGAAACUCUCCCAUAUCAAUGAAGGCAGUAUUUCCAAGACCAGCCAGGUCACCAAGGACACCAUCCCCAAAUCCAUAAGGCCACCUCUCUACUCUCAAUUUAUUGAGUACAUAAUUUCCCUGUGAAUUGUUAACUUUUAUUUUCUUUUGUCUAAUCGGGGGACAUUCAAGCCAAGUUCUUACCCCAGUCUAGGAAGACAAUGAUUCAGGAAUUUUCAAACUCUGAGGCCUGAGAACCUGAAUUCAGAUUCCUGGAUAAAACUGUUUCUGAG
Messenger RNA from Gracilinanus agilis (Agile Gracile Mouse Opossum), 1554 nucleotides. RefSeq names its product histamine receptor H2 (gene HRH2). Gene Ontology annotation, molecular function: neurotransmitter receptor activity; G protein-coupled serotonin receptor activity; histamine receptor activity. Gene Ontology annotation, biological process: chemical synaptic transmission; positive regulation of vasoconstriction; gastric acid secretion. The record is from RefSeq and is a predicted model, not a curated record. Gene Ontology annotation, cellular component: dendrite; membrane. The transcript has 2 exons. Lineage: Eukaryota; Metazoa; Chordata; Mammalia; Didelphimorphia; Didelphidae. Bases 1 to 1305 code for a protein of 434 amino acids.